AUGCAACGUUGCAACCGUUUCAAGGUAUUCCAAUAAGAAUUCUUGCGGUUGCUUAUGAAAGAUACAGAAGCCCGUGAGAAACUAAUAGAACCGUAAAGGUAUGCUGAGGAAUUAAAAUUCAUGUAACACAAUAGUAGCCGUAUCCGGUCUCGAUUAAACUGUUUUCAUCAUCGUCAAGUUCUAUGAGUUUCAAGUGUAGUCAUACUUACGAGUUUGACUGACGAUUAAUCAACGUUACCAUACAAUUAAUCAUUGAAGAUGCAUUGCUAUAAUUGCACAAAUUUAUAUGGACAAUAGAACGAUUUCAUGUUAGAUAUCUCUCGGAAAUUCUUUUUGCGUGGUUUCUUAAGCCUCUACACUCGUUUAUCUUCGUUUACGAAUAUAUUGAAUCGCAAAAGAUACACAUAACAAAAAGGCUCUAUAUUAGGUUAAUGACGUUAUAAUGGAAAUGUGUUAGAUACGUGACAGCCGUGGAAUUCACCUGCUCUAUUGCAAUGACGUUCUCAUUUCGUAUACUCGUAUCCUGAAGAUAUCUCUUAUUUAAUAUUUUAAUAGCGGUCGAUAUAACGACUGUCGUAUCGUUUGAAAUUAUUCAUUCAACUUAAGAAUUAGUAUUCUGGAUACAUAUAAGUGAAUAGUUUUACUUGAAGUAGAAUUUAUCAUGUCUACAUUUUAAAGAAGAUUUAAACGUGAGACCGUCUAACAUCCACGUGACAUGUAUACGCGUGUCUACUCUGCUUGGAUACGUUUCUACUUGACGCAGCUGCAUGAGAAUUAGUUAUAAAAAUAUCAUCGUUACAAAAUGCGUCGAAACUUUUUAGAUUAAGAUAAAAUAAGAAGCAAACAUAAACUACUGAUAUUAUAUGUAUAAAGAAUUAAUUUAUCAGAAUUACAUUUUGUAAUAUCAACAAAUUUGUAUAUCAACAAUUUAUCAGAAUUAGAUAAAUAUGUAAUCACGUCUUUUUUGCAAUAUCUUAUCAAAAUCACAGAAAUAUCUUAUCACAGAUAAGAUAUUUUUUAAAAUAACAUAUGACAUUAUCAUGAAUAUAAAUUGCGCGUGCAUAUAAAGUUUCAUUUUGUUUCAGAAGCCAGUCUAAGGCUUCCUACUUGGCUUACAGACGAGAGCGGGGUGCUCCCGACAGCGAGGGCAGCUACAAAAGAACAAUGUCGCCAACCUCACGAAUGGACGAUUGGCCACCUCCUAGGGAUCAUGACGAUCCCGUACUUUUACGUGUUACACCGCAUCAUCCGUUACAACAACAGCAUCAUCACCAUCACAAUAAUCAUCAACAGCAACAUUCUGAUCUCUCCAAGUCAUAUAGCGUAGACGCUCUUCAUCAUCGAUUGGAAGAGAGGUGUCCCCAACAACAUUCGGCAGAAGUGGUCAAUAAACUCUCGCACGAUCUCAACAAAAAGCUUCAGGCUAGUGACGUAAGGUCUCGUACUAAUGAAAACAACAAUAAUGACAAUCUCGAGGACCGGCAUCAACAUCAUCAUCAUCAUUAUCAAGAAAAGAGGCAUCCGGAAAAAAGACACGACUACGUAGAGCAACGUAGAGAAAGACUGUCGCCGCAGAGCGUGGAGGUCCUUAAUGACAGGAACAGGCAGCUAGAGCGAGAACGUCGGAAAUUGGCAGCGAGCUGCGAACCCCUACCUCAAAAUAGAGAGCAGCUACGAGAAAUUAGUGGUCCGCUUCCAAUCACCGGCGAUGACAUAUUCCGCGAGAGAAGCGCUACGAUCGAGAUGACCUCGCAGAAUAUUGAAUUACUAAAUCGUCGUAAUGAGAAGAGGAUGAAUAGCGUAUCAUCAUCAAACAGUACGAUGUCCACAUAUUCGAUCAGCACCACAGCAUCGUCAGUUGCCACGAGUAAUGAUAACGGCUGGGCCAGACGACACGAAACACAAAGCUCGAUAGAAGCUACUAUCUUUUCCGAUAGGCCGCCACCACCGACAAGUUCACCGCCAAGGUCACCAAAUAACGUCGAGACUAUCAGUCCACGAGGAGCUAUUCCGAGACGAUCGGGAAGUUGCUCGAGCACCUCUUCCUCGGGAAGAUCGAUAGAUGCCCGCGUAUCGCCUCGAGCUUUGCUGUCCAGAUCAUCUCCCAAGAGCUCUCUCGAUUCUCUCACGCGGAACGAAGCUCGGAUAGAAUAUGCCUCUACCAGAAAAGUCUCUAGUCCGACACAAACGGAUAAUACAGGUUCCUGGAACAGAUCCAACUCGCCGAGCCGGCUGAGUCAUACGAGCGAUGCGGAAUCGCGAAUCGAGAGACUCUCCGCGUCUUCAAAGUUUAGGACCGGCGGCAGGUCGUCCACGUCUUCGAGCUCGAGCGUUUCCAAAGCGUCCUCUUCCUCCUCGCCGAGAAACUCGCCGGUCGAGGAGGACAAGUCGUCGCCAAGAUCGUCACUUUGCGUGUCACCCCAGCCAGGGAUAGAGGGACUGACGUUAGUGCAACGUACCGAGGUCGUGCUCCGGGUGAACGCUGCCACCAGCGACGCUGCCUCGCAAACCGACAUCUUGGAGGACACGGAGCAAGACGCCAGCAAGAUUCAGCGACCGCUUCCGGAAUCGAGGAAGAAACUGCCGGAGGAGAUCGAGUGCGAGGAGCUCAGCAAGGAUUUAGCCAGUCAACUCAGCCCGAACGACAAGCUCGUACCUAUACUCGUUCCAGCGCCGGAGCACAAGAAACCCACCGACUACGUUUCCGGCCUGUUCAGGGUGGAAGCGACCUUGCAGCCACGAACAAGGCGACGGCUCUCCCUGGAAGAGUCAACGGCCUCCUGCGGCGAAGACGUGGACGUGGACGAUAAAAAGUGAGCUCUCCUCAUUCUCUUUUCUUCUACCUUCUCUUUCCUUUUCGGCUGAAGUUCACUUAAUUAAGGCAUAUUUAUGAGGCAGCUCACGCCGCGCGCCGAUAUCACGCGCGUUGUCUUCAUCCGGCCGCAUCGGCAAGGGUCAGCGAGAUUGUUGUUACGGGCGAGGCAGAUAAGACAGCGUAAAUAUAGACCAAACGCGAUAAUUGAUAGUUUUCACGUGCUCGGGAGCAUUGGAUUACGUGCUAUUAAUCAACUCGAAUGCCUCGGAAUCCGAAGGCGUUCAUUACAAGUGCAAAUUCGCGAUUCUCUUUACUCGACUUAAUUGGUCGACGCGUACGUCUCUAGGAAGCACCGUAUAAUUUUAAUAAACAAGUGGAAAUUUCUUUGGCUCAGCUUCAGCCGACUGUCAUUUAAAUUUCCUCGAUCGCACAUUCGCGCGAUCUGUGUGGUCGCUACGGCAGGUAAAAUAAACUUGCGUAGAUCUUUUUGGAUGGACGCCAGACACGUACGUGUGUGCCGUUUAUACGAUAUUUCGUGCGAAAAGAAGGCGGCACGCGUCCGAAAAUAUCUUGUUUAGCCAGACGCCUGUAGAGGGAUUCUUUAUUAUUCGACGAGCCGGCGUUUAUGUGGGCAAAAUUCUUGACAGACCGUCAUUAAUGAACUUCCAUUGCCGCGUCUGGAUCUAAUUGUUAUUUUUCAACGAUGAUAUAAACGUUCGGAAUUUAACGAAUCGAUAGCAGCAGCAGUCGGGAAUGUCUUGUACAAGCAAACAAGUGCAGAUGAUUUUUUCUUUGCUUUUUAACGUUUGCUCCUUUUAUUCUUUGUUUCCGUUUUUUCCUUUGUCGAUUCAGAUGUCUUACGUACAAAUGUCGUAUCGCAAAUAAUUGGAACGUCUCCUUGUACUGUCGGUAUUUAUAGAUACUGUGCGAUUUUUCGAUAUAUUCGUAUCCAAUGCAUUUCGCGGGACUUUUCGCUGUCUAUUGUUAUUUGUUUUUUAUGACGUUGCGGCUCUUCCCUUUUCCGUCGAUCCGGUCUAUCUUGCGCACUCACGGACGAUACUUCCUUCGUGCUCGAAGAGAAAGCAUCGUGGCUCUUACGUAAUCCCCCAUAAAUGAUAUUGUCAAGCACUCACUGCUUCUCUACGCAUCAUAUUAUUUGCCAGUCUCCAACAUAUGGCUGAAAGUGACGCAUCGUACUAGCAAAGUGCUUUCGGUGUGCUUGCUACAAGUCUCGAACGGGAAAUGGAAAUGGGUCCUUCGGAAAAGUACAUACCUACAACCACUCGUUUUCGUUUGUUUUCGUCCGGGCGUUAAAGCGGUCGGCGUUAAGUGGUAUCGAAAAUCUGUGGGCUACGUAACAACUUGUAAAUUAAAAUUUUACGUGAAAACGAAGUGUGCGCAAGGACGCGGUAAAAUCUGUGCCGAUGGUUUGAGAGUCGGCCGAAAAUAAUGAAAGAGAGAGAGACGUGUUACGUUAAAUUAGUCUUAGCCGUACGCGCGAACUUUCUACCAUAUUUUACAGCGGAAAGAAAGAAAAAUCGGCACUUUCGAAAGCAAUUUUAGAUA
This is a messenger RNA of Monomorium pharaonis (pharaoh ant), 4381 nucleotides long. RefSeq names its product rho GTPase-activating protein gacF-like. The record is from RefSeq and is a predicted model, not a curated record. The transcript is spliced from 3 exons. NCBI's taxonomy places the organism in Eukaryota, Metazoa, Arthropoda, Insecta, Hymenoptera, Formicidae. Bases 1165 to 2817 code for a protein of 550 amino acids.